AUGGAUUUCAUCGACGUUGCUAUUGUUGGUGGAGGACCUGCAGGCCUUACUGCGGCCAAUACUCUGGCGCGCCAGGUCCACACAGCCGUCGUCUACGACAGCAAGUCGUAUCGCAACGCUGGCGCUGAUCACAUGCAUAUGAUCCUGACUUGGGAUCAUAAACGCCCAGGAGACUAUCGCGACGCCGCCAGAAAGAACAUUCUGGAGAAUUAUUCGACUAUUCAGUUCGCUGAUAUUGCUGUUGCCAAGAUCGACAAAAAGGCGGACUCCCACUUCGAAGUCCAGGAUAGCAACGGUGAUGUUAGAAAGUUCCGCAAGGUCAUCCUCGCUGUUGGUUCAUCCAAUAUUUUCCCCCACGUUGAGGGAUACGAUCUUCUUUGGAAGAAGCGCAUAUUUCAUUGCUUGUUCUGCCACGGCUACGAAGCCAAAGGUUCUGCAUCUUCUGGUGUCCUCGUUAUUCCACCAGUCAGCGGCGCUCUCGCUGCCCAUAUGGCUCAGAAUGCUGCGCAACUUACUGAUCAAGUCACCCUAUACACCAACGGCGAUGACGACGUGACGGUGGAGCUUCAGCCCAUUGUCAGUGGCCUUGUGCAAUCAAAAUUCAUUAUCGAGGAACGUCAAAUCAAGCGCCUCGUCGAGAACAACGACGGCGAUUGCGUUACAGUCGAGUUCGUCGACGGUAGUAGCAAAUUGGAGAAAUUCUUAGUUCACAACCCACAGACGACUACGCAAGGCCCCUUCGUGACACAGCUUGGACUGGCCACUACGCCAAAUGGCGACAUUCAGGCUGAUGGUCCCUUCUACCAAACCAGUGUACCUGGCGUCUACGCAGUUGGUGAUUGCAGCACUCCGUAUAAAGUGACUCCCAGCUCCAUCACAAGCGGCUGCAAUGCGGCUGUCGCUGCUAGUGCUGAGAUACAGGCUGCCAAAUACAGAAACCUGCUAGACGCUUGA
This is a messenger RNA of Neoarthrinium moseri, 954 nucleotides long. RefSeq lists its product as uncharacterized. The coding region runs from base 1 to 954 and encodes 317 amino acids. Lineage: Eukaryota; Fungi; Ascomycota; Sordariomycetes; Amphisphaeriales; Apiosporaceae. The transcript is spliced from 2 exons. Gene Ontology annotation, molecular function: oxidoreductase activity. The record is from RefSeq and is a predicted model, not a curated record.